This is a messenger RNA of Mugil cephalus (flathead mullet), 1923 nucleotides long. RefSeq names its product retinal homeobox gene 2 (gene rx2). The transcript is spliced from 4 exons. Gene Ontology annotation, biological process: positive regulation of transcription by RNA polymerase II. Gene Ontology annotation, molecular function: RNA polymerase II cis-regulatory region sequence-specific DNA binding; DNA-binding transcription factor activity, RNA polymerase II-specific. Lineage: Eukaryota; Metazoa; Chordata; Actinopteri; Mugiliformes; Mugilidae. Bases 435 to 1412 code for a protein of 325 amino acids. The record is from RefSeq and is a predicted model, not a curated record.
UUGGUGUCUUGUGUGGUUAAGUUUUGUCAGGAGAUCGGAAGACGUUACAUGUGCUUGUUGCACAGGACUCCAGCAGCAGGUCUUCUGCUCGACUGUUUGCAGGGGAUUUCAAGUACUUAACUGGGAGUAACAAAUGCCUACGGUAGAUAUUGUUAGUGGCAUCUGUCUGCUCAUGGACUACGGAGACACCAUGUGCGUACUGAGACCUGUGGUGGGAAUCUGAAAGAGAGGAAAAAGAUGUGAGUUUGUUCUCUGUUUGUGUUAAGCGACACACAGAACCUCACUGAAGGUAUCCUCGAAAGGACAGAGUCCUCACACUUCACAUAAACAUCUCCACUGGACGUGACGUCGACCCGUACAAAAACUGAUUCACCUGAUCUCAUCCGGUUUUCGUUUUCUGAAAAGGAAGAGAGAAAGUUUCUCCAAAGGCUCGGAUGCAUUUGUCAAUGGAUACCCUGGGAAUAGUGGAUGAUAGUUGCCUGGACAACUAUGACAUGGCUAAAGGUGCUGGGUCAAGCGGAGGAGGCAGAGUCCACAGUAUUGAUGUCAUACUGGGAUUCACUAAAGACCAAGAUCCCUUACUUCAUUCAGUGGGAGGUGAUGACAACCAAAAAACCAAUGGAUCAAACCCACAGGACCGUGAAAAGCAGGUCCCAUCGGACCACUAUGGGCACCUUCCAGAGCUAGGUGACAACUCCCAGCAUUCUACAUAUCAUGAAUCUGAUCUCUUCUCCGGUGACAAGUGUGACGGAGAAAUGAGCCACCUGCAGAAGGAAGUGGAUGAUAAUGAGGACUCCCCAGAGACCGUUAAGGAGGAAGAGCACACUAAAAAGAAACACAGAAGAAAUCGCACCACUUUCACCACCUAUCAGCUUCACGAGCUGGAGAGGGCCUUCGAGAAGUCCCACUACCCAGAUGUCUACAGCCGCGAGGAGCUGGCAAUGAAGGUUAAUUUGCCUGAAGUUCGAGUUCAGGUGUGGUUCCAGAAUCGAAGGGCAAAGUGGAGACGUCAAGAGAAGAUGGACACUAGCACCAUGAAGCUCCACGAUUCACCCAUGCUAUCCUUCAAUCGCCCCCCAAUGCCUCCUAACGUGGGGCCCGUGGGCAACCCGAUGCCACUAGACCCCUGGCUGACCUCACCCAUUUCCAGUGCCACACAGAUGCACACCAUUCCAGGGUUCAUGGGUUCACCACAGAGCCUGCAGCCCGCCUAUCCAAGCCACAGCUUCCUCAACAGCCCACCUGGCAUGGUCCAAGGUAUGCAGCCUAUGGGCCCACCCCCGUAUCAGUGCCCACCCAGCUUCAAUGAUAAAUAUCCAAUGGAAGACGACAGGAGUUCCAGCAUUGCAGCACUCAGGAUGAAGGCCAAAGAGCACAUUCAGUCGAUGGAUAAAACCUGGCAGCACAUGUGAUCUACGAGGACGGAUUUUUGCGCUGCACCAGUGAAUGUUUACAAAUUGUUUGAUUCAUGUACCAAAGAAGAGGAUACAUGACACCAAAGAAGUUCGAAAGAUAUUUUAUCACAACAAGAUUUUUCAAAUCCACAUGAAAAUGUAGAUCAAAUCUCUGGGGAUCGUUCAUCUUGGUUUAGCUCACAGUGUUAGGCACCUGCUCUUUUUUGGUCAACAUAAAUACUGACUUAGCAAACCAGACACUUUUUUUGUGAGCAUUAAUUUUGUAUCUCUAAUGAAUUUGUAUCUCAGACAGAACUGACAAACUGAAACACAGUACAGAGAGAGUAUAUAGAGCCUUGUUGUCAGAGGUAGCAAUGUUUUUGUACUUAACUGAGUUAUUACUUGCUGACAAAUUUCCUCAGAUUUAUACACAUUUGCUGUCUUAACACAGUUUUGUUCUGAUCUUUAUUGUGCAGAUGAGAUGCUUUGUAAAAAAAACAAAAAAAACAAAAAAAAAAAAAAAAAACAA